AGGGGGCUGCCUCCUUGGACCCCGGCAUAUCUGUUAACAGUUGCUUAUAAGUUUGCCGCUCUUGAAAAUUAUGGCUGGUUCCGCCCCUGCAUAUUUGGAAGGGUAAGCAAGCUUAGUCAAAGGUAUGUCGGACCUUUUGAAAUCCUCGAAAGGAUUGGAAAGUCUACUUAUAGGCUGUUAUUAUCUGAUCAAAUGUCUGAUGAGAAUCUGCAGUAUAAGGAAGAGCCUGAGCUGAUUUUGGCUUAUGAUGUGCGUAAGUUAAGAAAUAAACAGAUUCCGAUGGUUAAAAUUCAGUGGAAGCUUAGAACAGCACGAGAGGCGACUUGGGAGAAGGAGUCAGAUAUGAGACAGUUAUAUCCGCAUAUGUUCUAA
Molecule: messenger RNA, 372 nt
Organism: Dendrobium catenatum
Lineage: Eukaryota; Viridiplantae; Streptophyta; Magnoliopsida; Asparagales; Orchidaceae
Exons: 2
Source: RefSeq, a predicted model, not a curated record